UUCUACUAUAUUAAAGAUUUUAUAAACUCCAUUGAACAUGUAUCUCAUUUUCCGGCGACUUUCAUCAAAUUAAAUUUGUCGGCUCGAUUUCCAUGUUGUAGCUAACAGCUCGUUUACUCGUUUCGCCGGAGCUCUACACAGUAACCGCCGAUUCCAAUUCCGCUGCAUCUCCUUUCGUGCUCAUCCAUGUACGACGUUUUGUACCGUUUCUGAAAUCCGUUAGCAUUAAACUAUGUAUAUGCGUAGUUAGGAAGUUAUAAGUCAUUUGACGGAGAGUUGAGCGUUUUGGUGAUUUGUAUUGUUCUCGGAUCUCUAACUAUACAAUUGUUGCUUGAUUUGCGCCUAAAAUCUAGCUAUCAAAUCAGUGGAGAUAGAAACUUUGAAUGUUGCAAGCCUUGUGGGAAAGAUGAAAAGAGUGACAAAGAAGGUUGGAAAAUAUGAGAUUGGUAGAACCAUUGGUGAAGGUACAUUUGCAAAGGUUAAAUUUGCAAAAAAUACAGAGACUGGUGAGGCAGUUGCCAUUAAAGUUCUUGCUAAAAGCACAAUACUCAAGAACAAAAUGGUGGAUCAGAUUAAAAGAGAGAUCUCUAUAACAAAGAUGAUGAGGCAUCCUAAUAUUGUUAGACUCCAUGAGGUUUUAUCAAGCCACACAAAGAUAUAUAUAAUACUGGAAUUCAUCAAUGGAGGAGAGCUUUUUGAUAGAAUUGUGCACAAAGGAAAGCUUUCUGAGAAGGAAGCUAGAGAGUACUUUCAACAGCUUAUUGAUGCUGUUGCAUAUUGCCAUGAAAAGGGUGUGUAUCAUAGAGAUUUAAAGCCUGAAAAUCUUCUUCUUGAUUCUGAAGGAAAGCUGAAGGUUUCUGAUUUUGGACUCAGUGCAUUGCCACAACAAGGUGUUGAACUUCUUUAUACCACUUGUGGAACCCCAAAUUAUAUUGCACCUGAGGUUUUAAGUAACAAAGGAUAUGAUGGUGGUGCUGCUGAUAUCUGGUCAUGUGGAGUCAUUCUUUAUGUCAUUUUGGCUGGAUACCUUCCAUUUGAGGAAUCAGACUUGCCAAGUUUGUAUAAAAAGGUUAAUGCUGCUGAGUUUUCAUAUCCUUUUUGGUUCCCAGAUAAUGCAAAGUCAUUAAUAAAUAGGAUACUGGAUCCAAACCCUAAAACUCGAAUUGGGAUUGAUGGGGUAAAGAAACACCCAUGGUUCCAAAUAAACUACACAUCUAUCAGCCAUGGAGAAGACAGUGAUGUCAGUUUAGACGAUGUCCAUGCAGUUUUUAAUGGGAUAGAGGAUCAAUACGUAACUGAAAAAUCGGAAGAAAAAACUGGCCCUUUACUAAUGAAUGCAUUUGAAAUGAUCACCCUGUCUCAAGGCCUAAACCUGUCUGCCUUAUUUGACAGACAUCAGGAUCGUGUAAAGAGACAAACUCGAUUUGUGUCACGUAAGCCAGCAAAAGAUAUAAUUUCAACAAUUGAAGUGGUUGCGGAAUUAUUGGGUUUCAAAGUCCAAACACAUGGCUACAAGAUGCGUCUUGAAGGAGCUUCCGUGAAUCGAGUGGGGCAAUUUGCGGUUGUUUUAGAGGUAUUUGAAGUUGCAGCAUCUCUUUUUAUGGUGGAUGUUCGAAAAGCUGCUGGAGAUACCCUUGAAUACCACAAGUUUUACAAGAACUUUUGUAACAAAUUGGACCACAUUAUUUGGAAACCAAAAGAAGGUAUGGAGAAUUCUUCUCUACUUAGAACUAUGACUUGUUAAGUCAAAAUCUUCCAUUUCCUUUUAUAUUAAGUCAAGGAAAAAAAAAACAGAGUUAUAAUAUGUUCCCAUGUAAUUAGUUAUAAUAUAGCAGAGAUGAUGAAAUAGGCUUGUUGGAUUUCUUAAAUGGGUGUGUUAGGGUGACUUUUGUUGAUGUUCUUGAUCCAUUAUUUGAAUGUAUUAUAUGGUUGCAAAACUAUACUAUUAAAAUAAUAAUCUAUUUUAGUCAUUUAAA
Lactuca sativa (garden lettuce) is the source of this 1976-nucleotide messenger RNA. RefSeq names its product CBL-interacting serine/threonine-protein kinase 24. Gene Ontology annotation, molecular function: ATP binding; protein serine/threonine kinase activity. Lineage: Eukaryota; Viridiplantae; Streptophyta; Magnoliopsida; Asterales; Asteraceae. Gene Ontology annotation, biological process: protein phosphorylation; signal transduction. The record is from RefSeq and is a predicted model, not a curated record.